Rubroshorea leprosula is the source of this 1545-nucleotide messenger RNA. Lineage: Eukaryota; Viridiplantae; Streptophyta; Magnoliopsida; Malvales; Dipterocarpaceae. The record is from the annotation of a GenBank genome assembly.
UGUUAGUUAUGUUAGCUGAUUGUUAACUCUAUUAGCUGACUAUUAGCUGACUGUUAGCUAGCAAAAACUUACUUUCAUUUAACAGAGUUAACAAUCAGUUAAUAGAACUAUUCUGUUAGCUGACUAUUAGUUAAUUGUUAGCUGGCAAAAACCUAUUUUCAACUAACAGAGUUAACAGUCAAUUAACAGAAUUAACGAAAUAUUAUUAAAUGAGGGGCAUUUUCUUCAAUUCUAAUAGGUGAGGGGCUAAAAGUGUCAUAGUAUAAGGUGAGGGGUUAAAACCUAUGAAUCUAAUAAGGUAAAGGGCCAAAAGUAGAUUUUUGCCUUACUUUGCAGGGUACCAAAUAUCCAUCUUGUUUGUAGAAUGGUUUUUGAGGCCAAGUCAACCUAACGUCAAAAUCAAAGUUUUUUCUCAAAGCUUAAGUUAUAUGAUUAAAAUGGGUAUAAUGCAGAACCAACAAUCCCUCUAUUGUCUCAAGGGGCUGCAACAAGCAGAAACUCCAACAACAGCAAAUAGAUAUGCUAUUUUUGCAUUGCUGCAAUAGAAAUGAUGGUCACAAUCUCUGUUCUUUAGAACUUUUUUUCUUGGUCAUGUGUUUCCCUGCCUCAUGUGUUCGUCUUUCUGAAGCAUUUAACACAUAGGCCUUUGCAUGCGUGUAAAAUUAUUGAAAAAGGUAACUAGAGCUUUAGUUUAAAUUAUUAUGUUGCUAUGUACUUUAUGAUAUUUUAAGGUUAUAUAUAUCAUGGUUUCUUUUGUUUUCCGGCAACAACCAGAUGCACAAUGUGUAUACAUACAUGAAAUUAUAUAUUGUGCUCAGUAGUGAAUUUGUUUGUGUUAGACUUGGGCUAUCUUUUGCCAGGAGGUCAAGCCAGCCCAACCUUCUUCUUCAUCUUCUUUUUUGAAGAUUUUUCAUUUUACACCCGAUUGAUGUUGCUCUUUUAUUCUUUUGUUGGUUUUGGAUUGAACAGUGCUAAGAUGUAGAGCUUAAAGUCAAAAAAGGCCAGCACAAAGUUGCCUGUUGGUUAGAUUAGCUUGAGGUUUGGCUGGUUAUGAUAUAUUCAUAAAUUGCAGCUUUGUCUUUGAUCAUUAAGAUGAAGCAUUGAAGCCUGAAGCUGGUAAGUUCUCCUUACGUGAAAGAAGGAAUUGCAUGUUUAUACUUUAUGUGGUAUUUGAGGUCUACUUGCAUGUUCCUUGGUCAACCCUAUGUGUGCAUUACCUUUAUGUACCCCUUAUAGCUAUAUAGGGACAGUUCCAUAAUACACUUUCGUAUGCUCAUCUGAUAAAAUUAUCAUUGCAUGAAGCAGCAGGUCUGUAGGCAUGUGGAGAGGGUAUAACUUAAUGCAUAGAAUCUGAAUCUUUACAAGACAAAUUAAUUCUCUUAUAAGACCAUCCAUUUGGUUUCAAAGUUCUAGCUUGCUUUUGUAACUUGAACAAGUGCAGUUAGGGUUUAAAAGAUUCUCUAUUUGUAUGCAUGCAUGUGCAGGCACACAAGUGUCUGUCUGCAUUCUGAUUUCUGAAAGAUAUGCCUGGUUCGUUAAAUUACA